Molecule: messenger RNA, 921 nt
Organism: Lecanosticta acicola
Lineage: Eukaryota; Fungi; Ascomycota; Dothideomycetes; Mycosphaerellales; Mycosphaerellaceae
Source: the annotation of a GenBank genome assembly
AUGCAUUCCAUCACCACCAGCGUCGCUGCUUUCGCAGCAGCCCUCUCGUCCGUCCCACUCGUCUCCGCCCACGGCUACAUUUCUGGCGUCGUAUCCGGCGGCAAAUACUACGAGAACACUUCUCCAGAAUGGGUCUACCAGAGCGCAAAGGCCGAUACCCCUGGCUGGUACGCGUAUGAUCAGGACAACGGCUACGUCGCUCCGACCGAGUAUAGCGACAACAACAUCACUUGCCACAAGGGCGCCACUGUCGGUGGCACUCCCAUUCCGAUGGCUGCUGGUAACAAGAUCGACCUUCAGUGGACCACCUGGCCCGAUAGCCAUCACGGGCCAGUCAUCACUUACAUGGCUGCCGUGGACGGGGAGGCAAGCAGUGCGGACAAGGCGUCCUUGAAGUGGUUCAAGGUCGCAGAAAGCGGCCUUGUCGAUGGGUCUGCUUCGCCCGGCAAGUGGGCUACUGAUACUUUGAUCGGUGAGAUCCGCAGACAGAAAAGAUCAAACCAUCUGUAUCGUGCUGACAGCUCUGCAAAGCCAACAACAACACCGCCAACUUCACCGUCCCGUCUUCCCUCAAGGCGGGCAACUACGUCGUCCGUAACGAGAUCAUCGCCCUCCACUCCGCGGGCCAGAAGAAUGGCGCACAGAACUACCCUCAAUGUAAGUCAACUCGCCUCUCUGGGUUCCUCUCCGCAACAACUGACAGUACUCCCCUUCUCAGGCAUCAACGCCAAAGUCACCGGCUCCGGCACCGCCGCCCCCACGGAUGGUGUCCUCGGCACUGCGCUCUACAAGUCGACCGAUGCUGGCAUCCUCGUCAACAUCUACCAGACGCUGGACAGCUACAAGAUGCCGGGUCCAGCUCUCUGGAGCGGUGCUGCUUCUGCUUCUGCUUCGAAGCUCAAGCGUCACUUCACGGCCUAA